UUGGAGGGGGGAGAUAUUUGAUAUUUAUACGAUUUUGAAAGCGAUUCAUGAUUUUGGAUUAUAUUCGGUUUUCGAUUUGAUUUCGGUGUUUUUUCUUUUUUUUCUUUGGAUGUUGGGGUUAGGUGGAGCGAUGUGAAUUUGAUUUGGGCGUUUGAUGAACGAGGCUGCCUCCAAGAUCAUGACUGACGAGGACGACAAAGUCACAAUGCAAACAAACAUGGAGGCAUCCCUUGGAUGUUUUAAGAAAAAGGCAUCUCACUUGAAGUCCCAGGAAAGUGGGAAUGCCACGGAAAAUUUUCAUGGGAUUAAAGAAGAUACUAAAGCCUGUCCUGAUUUCGUUGAUUCAGAAAAAGCAGUUAACAGGGAAGGUUCUAGACCUAUGCCCCAAUGCCACAAUAUGCCAUUUUUCCCGCAAGAAUUCUUAAUGUGGCCAAUAAUCUAUCCUGGUAUCCAGAUGCAGCAACAGCGUCUUCCGAAUGUCUUCGACAAUCAUUUCCUUCAGAUGAACAGAGAGGGUUUUUACCCCGCUGAACCUAAAAUUCAUUAUAGGCCAUACAAGAUGGUUCCUCAAGGUUACCCACAUGAACUUCAGUUUCAAGAAUUUCAAUAUUUUGUGGUUAUCGACUUCGAAGCAACCUGUGAUAAGAAUAAUAAUCUACAUCCACAAGAGAUUAUUGAGUUUCCAUCUGUUCUUGUUAAUAGCUUUACUGGACUUCAAGAGGCUUUUUUCCAAACAUAUGUUAAACCCGUCCAUCAUCAACUCUUGACUGAUUUCUGCAAGGAGCUCACAGGCAUCCAACAAAUUCAAGUUGAUGCUGGCGUUUCUCUCAGUGAAGCUCUGCUUUUGCAUGACAAAUGGUUAGAAGACAACGGAAUUAAACAAAAAAACUUCGCCGUGGUGACAUGGUCUAACUGGGAUUGUCGUGUGAUGCUUGAAUCUGAGUGCCAAUUCAAGGGGAUUCGGAAACCUCCGUAUUUUAACAAGUGGAUCAAUUUAAAGGUACCAUUUCACGAGGUCUUCGGAAGCAUGCACUGCAAUUUAAAGGAGGCAGUUGAGCUCGCCGGCCUGGCUUGGGAGGGUCGUGCUCACUGCGGCCUCGACGACGCUCGAAACACCGCCCGUCUCCUUUCCCUUCUCAUGCGUCGAGGCUUCCGCUUCUCCAUCACCAGCUCAAUGUGUCAGCAUUUUACCGAACUUCCUGAACCUCGUCGGACUGAUCCGGCCGCCACCCAGCUCCCAAAGCCAAAAGAGAAAGUAGCAGCAGGUCAAGGCCUCCAGUUUCAGCCCUCCAUCGAACCACCCAUUAUGGAUCCAGCCAUCUACUGUUUCUGCGGCGUAAAGAGCAGUAAGUGUGUGGUUAGGAAGCCGGGGCCCAUGCAGGGAAGGUGGUUCUUCGGCUGUGGAAACUGGACGGCGUCGAGGCGUGCCGGCUGUGCCUACUUUGUUUGGGAUGAAACUCAGAAGCUACUAAGUUAGGGGAAGCAACAAAAGCUUAUUUGCAUCUUGGUUGUGUUUUACACAUAAAUAUAUAAAUAUAUAAAUAUAUAAUUAUAUAAAUAUCUAUGUAAGAGUGAGUGAAGACUUUCAUGGGAGUGGAGAAAUUUCUAGGUAGUGUCUAAUCUAUAAGCUCUAGAGUUGGUGAGAGGAGAUUUGAGGGAUGAGAUGCUGCUUAGGAUUAUUUAAAUGCUUUGUAGACAAUGGCUGAAGACAUGAAAUUAUUAUAUCAUAAGUUAUAUUAAAA
Messenger RNA from Phalaenopsis equestris, 1742 nucleotides. RefSeq lists its product as uncharacterized. Gene Ontology annotation, biological process: exonucleolytic trimming to generate mature 3'-end of 5.8S rRNA from tricistronic rRNA transcript (SSU-rRNA, 5.8S rRNA, LSU-rRNA). Gene Ontology annotation, molecular function: nucleic acid binding; zinc ion binding; 3'-5'-RNA exonuclease activity. The transcript has 4 exons. Lineage: Eukaryota; Viridiplantae; Streptophyta; Magnoliopsida; Asparagales; Orchidaceae. The record is from RefSeq and is a predicted model, not a curated record. The coding region runs from base 155 to 1477 and encodes 440 amino acids.